Messenger RNA from Cucumis sativus (cucumber), 1721 nucleotides. RefSeq names its product beta-glucosidase 24 (gene BG2). Bases 123 to 1604 code for a protein of 493 amino acids. The record is from RefSeq and is a predicted model, not a curated record. NCBI's taxonomy places the organism in Eukaryota, Viridiplantae, Streptophyta, Magnoliopsida, Cucurbitales, Cucurbitaceae. The transcript has 14 exons. Gene Ontology annotation, molecular function: beta-glucosidase activity. Gene Ontology annotation, biological process: carbohydrate metabolic process.
ACCUACGUUUGCUCUCAUCUCUAUACAGAAAAGGUGAAAUUUUUUUUUUGAAGUGUUCAAUAAAACUUUUGCUUCUUCUUCUUUAGAUAGAUAACCAGAGAGAGUAACAUUUGCUUACUUUCAUGGAUUCAGUGAAGAGAAGCAGUUUUCCUGAAGAUUUUUUAUUUGGCACAGCAUCUUCUGCUUACCAGUUUGAAGGUGCUGCCUUUAAGGAUGGAAAAGGAGCAAGUAUUUGGGAUACCUUCACUCAUAAAUACCCACAGAAAAUUAUGGAUGGCAGCAAUGGAGAUGUAGCUGUUGAUUCCUAUAAUCGUUACAAGGAAGAUGUGGCGAUUAUGAAACAAAUGGGGUUUAAUGCCUAUAGAUUCUCAAUCUCGUGGCCGAGAAUUUUGCCAAAUGGAAAGGUUAGUGGAGGUGUGAACAAGAAAGGAAUCGAGUACUAUAACAAUCUCAUCAACGAACUUGUUGCAAAUGAUAUCCAACCCUUCGUCACACUUUUCCAAUUUGAUCUUCCCCAAUCUUUACAAGACGAAUAUCAAGGCUUCCUAAGUGAUCAAAUUAUAAAUGACUUUCGAGACUAUGCAGAGCUUUGCUUCAAAGAAUUUGGAGACAGAGUGAAAUAUUGGAUAACCUUAAAUGAACCGUACAUCUUCAACCUUAUGAGUUAUGUGGAAACUGGAAAAUUUGCACCAGGUCGUUCUUCUGCCGAACAUGCAUUUGAUAUACUUAGAGGAGGAUCUGAGGGAACUGAACCAUACAUUGCUACUCACAACCAAAUUCUGGCUCAUGCAGCUACUGUGAAGGUCUACAGGACAAAAUAUCAGGAACAACAAAAGGGUGAAAUUGGCAUGGUAUUAGUGGGAGAUUGGUAUGUACCAUAUUCGGAUAGCGAAGAAGAUCAAAGCGCAACAAGUCGAGCUUUAGAUUUUACUUUUGGUUGGUUCCUCCAUCCACUCGUGUAUGGAGAUUAUCCUUCAAUUAUGAGAAGUGUUGUGAAGGAAAGAUUGCCCAAAUUCACAGAAGAAGAGACCAUUUUGAUAAGAGAAUCCUUCGAUUUUAUUGGAUUUAAUUACUUUACAGCUUAUUAUGCAAAGGAUAACUCCAGUGAAGCCAUUCCAAACACUCAAACUCCAACCUAUUUGACUGAUUUGGGUCCAAUAACUAUUACACAUGAGCGUGAUGGAGUCCUAAUUGGUCCAAAGGUGGAGGAAUCAUCAUGGCUUGCAACUUAUCCACAAGGAUUGAAAGAUGCAUUAAUAUACCUAAAGAACAAUUACAAAAACCCAAAAAUCUACAUCACAGAAAUUGGAUCUAUUGAUAUUGAUGGCCCUCAAAUUGAUGAAUUGAUCAAUGAUGAAGAUAGAAUUAAAUACCACCAACAUCAUCUUUAUUAUCUUAACCAAGCAAUCAAGGAUGGAGCAAGAGUAAAAGGAUAUUUUGUAUGGUCAUUGUUGGACAACUUUGAAUGGUCAAUGGGAUUUUUACAUCGCUUUGGUCUCCAUUACAUUGAUUUCAACGACACCGAUUUGGAAAGAAUCCCAAAGGCCUCAGCUAAAUGGUUCCAAAAUUUCCUUAAGGACAUGGAAGAUGUUCAACAAGAUUGAUCUUUUUACGUAUUUUCUCUGUUGAUAUCUUAUGGUUUUUAUCGUUAUUGUCUUCUAAGAAAAUACUUUGCUAAAUAAGUCAAUAUAUGACACAUGUAUGUUUCAAAUUUUCAUUUC